This is a messenger RNA of Sebastes umbrosus (honeycomb rockfish), 1760 nucleotides long. RefSeq names its product paired box 4 (gene pax4). The transcript has 9 exons. Gene Ontology annotation, biological process: regulation of transcription by RNA polymerase II; anatomical structure development. The record is from RefSeq and is a predicted model, not a curated record. Lineage: Eukaryota; Metazoa; Chordata; Actinopteri; Perciformes; Sebastidae. Gene Ontology annotation, molecular function: DNA-binding transcription factor activity, RNA polymerase II-specific; RNA polymerase II cis-regulatory region sequence-specific DNA binding. The coding region runs from base 177 to 1424 and encodes 415 amino acids.
UUACAAAGAUAAAGACAUUUUCUGUUAUUUUAGACUUUUUUUUUUUUUACAGUGCAUGUAACUAUAUUUUUCCUUCUGUUAAACUCCAUCUCUUCUCAAAACCAUCCUCCAUAUUCCUUAUUUUGUCAGUUCCCUUUUCCAUAACUAAACCACUUAUUCUAAAGACAUAUUUAAACAUGCUGUGUUCUGAUAAAGGUGGUGGAGGUGUCAACCAGCUAGGAGGGAUGUUCCUGAACGGCAGACCUCUUCCUGAGUCCAAGAGGAGGAAGAUGAUCGAGCUGGCCUCAGAGGGAGUCCGUCCGAGCCACAUCUCCAGGAUACUUCGGGUGUCCAACGGGUGCGUCAGUAAGAUCCUGAGUCGCUUCAGACGCACCGGACUCCUGCAGCCAAAGACCAUCGGAGGGAGUCGACCUCGGCUUCUCACCCCGGGUGUCAUCUCCACAAUCAUCCAGUGCAAACGGGAAAACCCAACCAUCUUUGCUUGGGAAAUUAGAAAACGUCUUCUAGCAGCAGCAGCAGCAGCAGCAGCAGCACAGAUGUGCAAAGUCUCCAAAGUUCCCAGUGUGUCGUCUAUAAAUCGGAUUUUAAGAAAGAUCCACUUGGACCAUGGGCCGAUGUGCAUGGAGAUCAAUGCGCACGUCAGGACUGAACAAGAUUUGGAUUCUCUGAUUCAAGAUGAAGUGAACAGGAGAAAGAUGUCUGAGACGGAAUGCAGCAAUGACCAGAAGCCUAAAGGUUCCCAGCACCGAAACCGCACCACCUUCACCCCGGAGCAAAGCACAGCACUCGAGCAAGAAUUCUCUCACAGCCAGUAUGCGGACAUGUACACGAGAGAGAAACUGUCAGCCGAGACCAAAGUUUCUGAGGACACCAUCAAGAUCUGGUUUUCAAACAGACGGGCGAAAUGGAGGAGGGAGGACAAACAAAGGACACAGACUGCAGACCUUGAAAAGCAAAGAGAUUUUGUUCCUGUGAGUCCAACAAUACCACACAACUUCACAUCUCAACAGGUGUCAAGAGUCUACUGUGAGAACUCAGACGCCUCCCCUAUGUACAACACAGUCGCCAGGAAGUUGCACAAUGGCUACUUCUUCCCUACAGAAACAGGUACGAGAAAUUCAGCAUAUGUGACAUCCAUCUCAGUCCCACCUUCAUUCCUCCAUCCGUCUAAUAAAAUGACGGCCCAGACCGUGACAGACAAGACUCCACUGGAUCUCCACAGAGGUAGAAUCACUUUCCCUCUGAACCACCACCACCACCACACAGACACAAGGACGUCCGUCCCUUUGGAGACAAUAAGAUUAACAGACCAGCCAGUGACUCAGUGCUGGAACCAGCAGGGCAUUUCUUUGACUUGGAGCCCGUUUCAAACAGAUGAGAGGUUUCUACCCUGGGAUGUGAAUCCACAUCGCUACCUGGACUAAAUGCAUGGUCACAUUUUUCUAACUAGUGGUGAAGCAUGUUUGUAUAUUUCCAGACUGGAGGGACACAUUCUGACCGGCAGAGGGCGACAGAGGACUGCUGGCAUUACAGUCUGGUCCCCUACAAUGCACUGCAGAUUCACUCAUCACUUUUCGUUGAAUUAAUAAGGUGUAACAUAAAUUAAUAUCUUAAGUAUUAUUCUAAAUUCAAAGCUCUUGUUGUAAACUCAGACAACCCUGAUGGAUCUUAAUUUAAUCCACUUAAAACUGACUUGUAAAGAAGACAAAGUUCGUGCAACUUUGUCAGACAUUAAGUGCCGAAUAAAGCUGCAGAGAAAA